This is a messenger RNA of Triplophysa dalaica, 3224 nucleotides long. RefSeq names its product Kazal-type serine peptidase inhibitor domain 3 (gene kazald3). Gene Ontology annotation, cellular component: extracellular region. The record is from RefSeq and is a predicted model, not a curated record. Lineage: Eukaryota; Metazoa; Chordata; Actinopteri; Cypriniformes; Nemacheilidae. Gene Ontology annotation, molecular function: insulin-like growth factor binding. The transcript is spliced from 4 exons. Gene Ontology annotation, biological process: regulation of signal transduction; regulation of cell growth. Bases 407 to 1297 code for a protein of 296 amino acids.
UGUUUAUUUUCCUCCAGCCACAGAUGGUUUUAAAGGUUGUAGAGACACAGUAACACAGUCGGGGAUGAUGAGACCACAGCUCUGCCAACAUCAUAAGCUCCGAUCAUCUCGGUUAUUUUAAAACGCUAUUUUUCUUAUAGUUGAAGUUAACAAAGCAUAGUGUGGCGAACUUUUGAACAUCUUCCGUUUAUUUUGUUGUAAAUUCACUUAUCUUGAAAGAGAAUUUAUGUCUAUGAUCAAGUCGCUUUUAAUGAUGUCCAUGUGCAUUUGGAGAGCAGUCUCGCAGCUGAUGAAGACCCGUUUCAACACGAACAGAAAUCUUUGCGCUUAACUUUGUUACCAAGAAAAAUAUCUUGAAGGAAAAGUAUUGUUUGGACAGUUCUGGCACAGGACACAAGCCCUAAUAAUGUUAAUGCUCGUGCUCUUUUAUGUCUUCUUAUCCAUACGAGCUGGCGAUGGUUUUCCCAGUUACAAAUUUGACUACAUGGAUGAAGACUUAGCGACCUUCGACUAUUAUAAAGGUGCGGAUGAGUUUGACGAGCGGAACGGGACGGAGGUGUGCGAGGCGUGCGUGCCGGACCUGUGUCCGCUCGCGCGGGGCUGUAGAGCGGGGCUGGUGAAGGACAGCUGCGGCUGCUGCUAUGAGUGCGGGAAUCUAGAGGGACAGGCAUGUGACCUCGGACGGAGGAACGUCUAUUAUGGGCUGUGUGGAGAAAAUUUGGAGUGCCAGCUGGAGAGGUCUGAAGGAGUCGACGAAGAGGAGCAAGAACCCCAGUGUGUUUGUUUGUCUCAGAAGAUUCUGUGCGGGUCAGACGGACAAACAUACACGAAUCUCUGCAAGUUUAAAGAAGCGACUUUUUUAAACCCAGGACUCAAAACGACCGACGGGCCAUGCAAAACGGUCCCCGUCAUCAAGGUGCCACCACAUAAUCUGGUGAAUGUGACGGGAAGCAGUGUUGCAUUUCUGUGCGAGGUGUUUGCAUUUCCCAUGGCAUUGGUGGAAUGGAGGAAAGAUGGAAAAGAGGUCGUUUUACCUGGCGAUGAUCCCCACAUAUCAAUUCAGUCACGAGGGGGUCCUCAGAAGUAUGAGCUCUCUAGUUGGCUGCAGAUUGAAAUGGCCAGUCAGAUGCAUUCUGGCACAUACAGGUGCAUCGCUCGAAAUGCGCUCGGCCAAGUUUCAGCCACAGCAAUUUUAGGGGUGUUGCCACCAGAUGAGAUGUCUGCGUAUUUGGAACAAAACAAGAAUGCAGCGAUGGACUAUGACCAAUUACAGGACUACGACAGGGAUUAUUACUAAACCUUGGAUGCAAACACCCUCAAGCAUACAUUCUUACUGAGUGAGACAUUCAAUUUAAAACUUGGCGAAAAGACAAUCAGGACACGAUUGUAUAUAAGACUGUAAAGAACAAAAAAAAAACCACUACGGAAUUUCUGGAACAUCUGGGCAGUGAAACAUGCAGACGGAUGGCGAGGAAGAGCUCGAGUGAAUUCCCAACGGUACAGGCCUCUGAGACGGAUGAAAAACACAGAAAAGAGACGACUGGAGGAGUGAGUAGGUCACUUCAGGAGCUAGAUGGCUCAGUUUAGAAAAGAGAAAAUCAAUGUCUCUUUUGUUCAACCAGUGCUGUUCUUCAAAGCCCUCGUGACCAGCUGGAUAGCUAAACACACAAAGUGAAGAGACAUGAGAAACCGAAGAGUGAAUUUUGAGCACCUUCCAAGUCUUCUCAAAAUUGUGACGCCUUUGCACAAACAAAUCUAGAGGGGCAUCACAGUUUUGAGUCAUUCUUUUUCUCUUCAAAGCAGAAUGCUUUGUAUCAGCCUUUGGGUUUAUAUACAGUUCCCACAUAUGGCAUCUCUUUAACCAGACAUCCCUUUGAGCGUGUGUUAGACUUGGGUUAGCCACUCCACAGCUGGCUUUAAUACAUCUUUAUGAUCUCCUGGUUAAAGCAGCCAUCCUAUUUAAAUGUUUACGUGCUUAAAACUCACACUUGUCUUUCUUCAUUGAAAAAACACACGGCCGCUUAUUGAUACAACAAACAUCUUGACUUGUAAUUUCACCUCUGUUAAGUGAGGGGAGACCUGUAGUUAACAGGAAGGCUGUGGAUAACGCAGCUUUUUAAUCUGUCUGCUCUCCUCUGGCCUCCCCUUUCAUAAUGUUCUCUGGUUUCUUCAACUUCUUCAUAAUUAGGGUUACAGCAAUUGCAUGUAAUGGUAGGUUAGAUUGCUACCACAUUAUUUAAACAGUGUAAAAUGUUUACGUUUUGACACUUUGCUGUUUCCAACAUAAAAGGCCUCUAAUUAUAGGAUCUGUGAAACCUUUUAUGUUUUGCAUACCUGUAUUUUACUGUAUAGAGAGUUAUACAGAUUCAUGUACUAUAGCAUUCUUUCCAAAAACAUUAUUUGGGGAAUAAACCACAUUUAACAACAAAUGGUUGCAGAGUCCAUUUGCGCGACUUCAUCUCGACAUCAGCUGUUAAAGCAAUUAGACUGAGGUCAGAAAUCCUUCCACACUGCGAGCACCCGGGGACAUACGCCUGUUUCCUUUCGCUUUAAACAAGCAAACACUCGGAAGCUACUGGUGCUGAAACAGAUUUUGUAUGAUGUGUCAAAUAUAAGAUUUAAGGACAAUAUGUUAUGGUUGUCCCAGGGCUUGGGACAAUCUUCCAGCACCAACUAAUAUAAUGUUAUAAUAACAGCGCUCAUUCAGAAAAUGCAUAUCUUGUUGUUUCCCCCAAACAAGUAGAUGGUUUUAUUUUCAUAGGAGUCCGUUUUCUGCCUAUUUCAGUUUCCCCUCGGUUUCUAUGGAAAACUGGGGAAAUAGUCAGGGAUUGUAUGACAAUCCACAGCCAGAAGCGAGGGACUUCCCAUCUCUGGCCAAGUAUCCGCCAAUAUCCUGUGUCGUGAAAAGACAUUACUGGCACAGAGAUGGGAGACCAAAAAAGUCGGAGGCCUGAAUUCUUACGGAGUGAAAACCAUGUGUGCAUCCAGAAUUUAAACAAUAAUUCUGAGAAAUGCAGUGGACCACCAUCUUGAUGCCUCUUUAUGUUUGAAGACUAUCAGACGAAUUAAAGGGAAAGUUCUCCAUCUUUUACUCGUACUUGAGCUGUUCAAAAUCUGCAUUAAUUUCUUUGUUCUGUUAAACACUAAAGAAGAUAUUUUAAAGAAUGUAGUAAAGGAAACAGUUCUGGGAUAUUUGCAUUCUUACAAAUUUCCUUUUCUGUGUA